Molecule: messenger RNA, 2710 nt
Organism: Monopterus albus (swamp eel)
Lineage: Eukaryota; Metazoa; Chordata; Actinopteri; Synbranchiformes; Synbranchidae
Gene: ube2j2
Product: ubiquitin-conjugating enzyme E2, J2 (UBC6 homolog, yeast)
Exons: 7
Coding region: 204-989 (261 amino acids)
Source: RefSeq, a predicted model, not a curated record
AGCGGCAGUAAUGCGCUUUGUUAGAUAGUUUUCAACCUCUUCAGAGCCUAUGAAGAAGAAAACCGGAAGUGUAACUUUUCCUGCUUUCGGUGAUAGCUAAAGCUACGGCGGUGUCCUAAUCGGAUUGGGGGUUGAUACAAGAAACAAGAGCCUUAUUUCGUGUCCAGCCACGAAUACCUUUUUUCACUGGGGUCUCUGGAGAGAUGAACAACAACGGGAAUAAGAGAGCUCCAACCACAGCCACUCAGCGACUUAAGCAGGAUUAUCUCAGGAUAAAGAAAGACCCCGUGCCUUACAUCUGCGCAGAACCCCUCCCCUCCAACAUCCUAGAAUGGCACUAUGUAGUCAGAGGUCCUGAGAAAACUCCAUAUGAAGGAGGAUAUUAUCACGGAAAACUUAUAUUUCCCCGGGAGUUUCCUUUUAAACCACCAAGUAUCUAUAUGAUAACUCCAAAUGGGAGGUUUAAGUGUAAUACAAGGUUAUGUUUGUCCAUCACAGACUUCCAUCCAGACACAUGGAACCCUGCGUGGUCCGUCUCCACAAUCCUCACAGGUCUACUCAGCUUCAUGGUAGAGAAGGGGCCCACUCUCGGGAGCAUCGAGACCUCUGACUACACAAAAAGACAGCUGUCAGCCCAAAGCUUGGCCUUCAACCUCAAGGAUAAAGUGUUCUGCGAGCUGUUUCCUGAUGUAGUCGAUGAAAUGAAGCAGAAACAGAAGGCACAGGAAGAGUUAACCGCUCGCACUCAGCCCCUCCCCCUACCUGAUGUGGUGCCCGACGGUGACCCACAGCAUGCCCACUACGGCCUCCCCGUCCUCAACAGAGGUCCCAUUCCACUUGGGGGUGCCAACCCCGCCCCUGGCCUGCAGCAGGCCAAUCGUAACCAUGGACUUCUAGGUGGGGCUCUAGCCAACCUGUUUGUGAUUGUAGGCUUUGCAGCGUUUGCCUACACAGUCAAAUAUGUGCUGAGGAGCAUAGCCCAGGAGUGAGAGGAGCUGGUGUUGAAGGGCGAUGUUUCCCUCCCCCCACCCACAGGUGAGCCAGCUAGUGGACUCCACAUUCUACAAACACACUAUGUGGAGGAGGGAUGUUCACACCAGGGUUAGACCCCUUCACAACCACCACACCCACUACCACGGACUUUGGAAUACUGAAACGCAAAGCCAACCCACCCAGGAAGGAUUGCGAGGAGUAGGUGGUGUGGGAGUGGAUGGGAGUGGCACUAGGGGCUUAUUAAAAUGGUUGUGAUCCACUCUGUGCUUCAGUGGUUUAUGUCGGGUGUAGGAACCAACUUGGCUCAUGGGUUGUGAAGAGUGUAGAACUGAGGACCUGUAUGCAGGUCGUAGCUCUUUGCACCGUGCUGCAGAGCUAGUCACAACAACAGAAAUAUGCUUUACUCAGCUGAAAUAAAGGGCACAAUUGUUCUACUACACUGUCAUCAACAUUAGUGAUAAAAGCUGGUUUCUUAAGCAGUUAAGAAAAGGAAAAAUAGACCCAUCCUCAAAGCAAGGUCCCCCUGGUCAUUCAUCACAUCAUAGAGACUCCUCAGGGUGUGACUCGUUCGUUGCUGAUGUUGUGUUGAUCAAGUGGAUUCACAUUCAAGAGAAAUGUGUUUCCACAAUGACCAGUGUGGUCCCUUUUAAUCACUGAAUUCAUUUGAAGCCUAAACUGAAUACCAGAGUCUGUCUUCCCCUUUUGUGCACUUCCAUGUAAUUGGAAACACUUCAGGGCAUCAGGUUUUAACAAGCUGCAUUUGCAGUUCAGAAACUGGUUCCUCAUUCCUUUCAUGUUAAUCCUAUCUCAGAUAUGUUGUUCAGCAGUGUGUGUGCAUACGUGUCUGGGUUUGGAAGAAAUGUACUGUUGUCUUUUGCCUUAGAAUGUGUUGAUCUUUAGAUAGCAAUUAGUUUGAGGUCUGUGUAUUUUUAGCACAAACUGAACCUCGUAGCUGAGACUCUUCAGUGCGUUGACCAGCAACCAAACGUCAUUGUUGUGUACAUUUCUCAGUACUUCCGUAUUUCACUGUUAGGGCCUAUCAAAGCUUAGAUCUGAUGAUUUGGUCAUAUAAGUGAAGAAUGUCGUCUUCAUACAACAGAGUGUCGACAAAAUGUGAGUCCAGAUGUUCUCUCCAGUCAACCCAUGAGCCAAGCAAUGAACCCAGUGUUGCACACCGGAGUAACCAGAGACCAGUACCUUUUUAAAUUGGCUUAGCUGACCAGUAUAGCUCCACUCUAGGUCCAAAUAAGGAGACACAUGAAGAGAACCAACUUUUUUUGUUUGGGUAUUAUUUUCAGUUUGAUUUUUUUUUUCUUUUUUAAAAGUUCUCUUUAUUUAUGGAAACAGCCUUGGCUUGUCUGUUGUGGUUUGAGUGUUUGCUAAGCAGUGCAUUGCAGACAAACACAGACAGGCCACGGCACAGACUCGCAUAAUUGCUGAUAAUUUACUGUUGUGCAUUGCAUUUAGUAAAGAUGGUUCUACUGUGUAUCUAAUGUUAACAGAAAAACAAGAUUGACAUUUCUAUUGCUCUUCUUUUCUUGGCUUUAUCUUCAAAAGAACAACAACAAAAAAACAACUGGUGAUGAUGGGAGUCCGUUUGUGUGAUUAUAAAGCAAAUGCUCAAAUUUCCAUGCUUCAGUUAAUCUUGUGUGACCUUGUAUGUUUUCAUAGUAAAUGCAAAUAAAUGGCCCUGCCUGGCAGGGUGUUUUAGAAAGCC